AGGUUUUCUAGUUGCAUGUAGAUGUCGUUUUUAGCUGGAGUAAAUUUUGUGUUUGAAUACUUUUCGUGCCCUAUAUGACGGAGCCUUACGGGCUUACGGAGCUAGAGGAUGAAAAAGUGUACAGAGAGAAAAUCGAUUGACAAGUGUGUUAUUUGUUAAGCAACUAAUAAAGAAUUUAGUCUAGAUUGGGUUGGGUUUUAUUUAAAAGUGUCAUUACCAAAAGGAAAUAUGUCGUUUACCAUAAAUCCUUUGUCUAGUAAUGCAAUUACGGCGAUGCAUCCAAUCAUGGGAACAAUUGCCAACGGCAGCGGUUUUAUAACUCCGAUAACCACAACUAAUGCGGCCACAAUCCUAAAUAACAGUUCCCUAGAUUUCACGCGAAAAUCUAGUCAUUCGCAAUCUGGUGCAGCUCCCAUGGAUCUAGAGUCAGCUUCAGAACGAGAAUCAGCAAGAGAAGUUCCAUCUAGCAGCGAGAAAAAGGAUAGCCUGAUACAGAAAGCAAGUCAGCUUGCUGUAGAUAGUACAGGGGGACAAAUUUUAUUCAAUCAGCUAAUACAGCCAUCCCAAGGGUUCAUGAUGAUGACACCUGGAAUGGUAAAUAUGAUGGACGGCUCUUCUUUGAUUGGAAUGCAAACAUUUCCUGUAAUGGCACAACAGAUAAAUUCGGGUGUGGAUAUAACAUCACAAGCUUUAAACUUAACUCAAUCAGAGGACGGGAAAGAAGUUAUAUAUUGCAAAUCAUGUACACUAUUUCCUCCGAAUCCAAAUGCGCCUGCACCAAAAACAAUUGAUCGUCCACCAGGGUGUCGGACGGUAUUUGUUGGGGGUUUACCGAACUCAAUCACAGAAGAAGUUAUUCGGGAAAUUUUUGAACGCUGCGGAGAAAUUACAACACUACGUUUUUCGAAGAAAAAUUUUUGCCAUAUCCGCUACGUUUUCGAGGCAUCGGUGGACUCUGCUAUCUAUCUGUCCGGUUAUCGGGUCAAGAUAAGCAGUGGUGGUUUCAAUUACACUACACCGGAACCAAAAGAUCCUUCCACAUUUGGGACGUUGCACGUCGAUUAUGCUCAUGCCCGCGAUGAUCAGUAUGACUACGAGUGUCGGCAGCGUAAACUGCAGCGCGAAAGACGGCAUCGCGAAAGAGUGGAAGAAGACCGGCUUCGACCACUCUCCCCACAACCCGUUAUACAUUAUACUGAUCAUGAAGCUACUUCAGUCGCAGAAAAACUUAAAAAUGACGAAAGUUUCGGCAAAGCUGUUACAACUCUUAUAACCUGGCUCGAACGAGGUGACUGCAGCAAGAAGAAUGCUAACAACUUCUACACAAUGAUUCAAAGCACCAACUCGCACGUUCGCCGACUUCUUAGUGAAAAGGCGAUUUGCGACGAAGAAUUAUGUCGUGCGCGGGAAAUGUAUCGAAAACAAAUGCAGAGCAUGUUAGUUGAAUUCAAUCAGAUUGAAAAAGUGUUCACUGCGGCCAGUCACAAGAAGGUUUGGGAUCAUUUUACUAAGGCCCAGAGAAAAAACAUCGACGCCUGGAAAAAACAAUCACUGGAUGUCAGGAGCGUGCAAUUGGACGAUGUCGGUGAUGAUGAAAUGGAUUUAUCCGAUGAUGACGGAUCCAAUUCUAAAAAAUCGCGCUGGGAUAUCAGGAAAGAAAGAAUUGAUAGUUGCUCGGAAACAGAAACACAAUCAAUUCGUUCGGAUCUUGAAAUGAAAACAAUGCAAAUUCAAGUUCUUCAAGAGACAAUCCGAAAUUUGCAGACACAACUGCUGGAUUACAAUUACAAGGAAAUGGAGCGUAACAAUAAAAUUCAAGAACUUGAGGAUAAAUUAAAGCAUGCUAACGUAAAACAACUUCUUCUCAAAACCAAAAUUGCGACCACCCAGUCAAAGCUAUCGUCCUGCACAACGAAUGCUUCCUCGUCGUCCAAAGCAGAAUCCGAAGUGGAUGAAAACGAUGUUUCGGAAGCGGAAGCAAAGACUUCGAUAGUAGCUCCAAUUCUGAUAGUAGAACCAACUCCUGAAGCGCCCCCACCUGCAACAAUUGAUCCAAACGAGGCUCGAGUAAUAACGCUGGUUUCUACGUUUCUAGUAGUACAUCCUCACGGGGCCAGCAUCGAUUAUAUUUGGUCUUACGUAAAUCGAUACGUACCAGAGCUGAAAGUGAAAUUGCUCGAAGAAUUGUUGCAACGAUACACAAACCUCUUCCGAGAGGAAGUUAGUGGAAUAGGUGCAAAAAUUGAAAGAAAUUGGAAGUUCGUUGGUUAUGAAAGCAAGGACGAAGAGGAAAAAUUAUAAAUGCUCUAGGAUGUAAGAUUUAUUCGCAUUUUAUAAUCGACGGUUUUUCUCAGUGAAAUAAAACAUAUAAAAAUGUUGUUUUAUAUAAACUAAUAAAAUCGUUUGUUCAUCGUA
This is a messenger RNA of Wyeomyia smithii (pitcher-plant mosquito), 2415 nucleotides long. RefSeq names its product ecto-NOX disulfide-thiol exchanger 2. The transcript has 5 exons. Lineage: Eukaryota; Metazoa; Arthropoda; Insecta; Diptera; Culicidae. Gene Ontology annotation, molecular function: RNA binding; protein-disulfide reductase activity. The coding region runs from base 229 to 2301 and encodes 690 amino acids. Gene Ontology annotation, cellular component: external side of plasma membrane; plasma membrane. Gene Ontology annotation, biological process: ultradian rhythm. The record is from RefSeq and is a predicted model, not a curated record.